This is a messenger RNA of Helianthus annuus (common sunflower), 1010 nucleotides long. RefSeq names its product chaperonin-like RbcX protein 2, chloroplastic. Gene Ontology annotation, biological process: ribulose bisphosphate carboxylase complex assembly. NCBI's taxonomy places the organism in Eukaryota, Viridiplantae, Streptophyta, Magnoliopsida, Asterales, Asteraceae. The transcript is spliced from 5 exons. Gene Ontology annotation, molecular function: protein folding chaperone. The record is from RefSeq and is a predicted model, not a curated record. The coding region runs from base 227 to 856 and encodes 209 amino acids.
UGGUCACCAUUUAUUUCCACAAUUAUUUGUUCUUCUCUUGCCCACCAAAACAUAAUCACCUUCCACCUAUAUCUUCAACUUCAAUCGAUCAAUUUCUAAAUAUUUUUUUUCACACCCACCAAUUUUUUUAUUCAUAUUUCAUCUGGGCAUCUCCUGUUUUCUUACUUCAUCAAUUCACAUUAAAAAAAAAAACCAAGUUUUUAAGGUGUCUUUUAAACUUUGAAGCAUGGUGGGGGGUGUAUGUGUUGUGGGUUCACCCAUGGUGGAUUCACAUACUUCACCAUGUGUGUCUCUUGUUGCACUCACAUCUACUCGUGUCGAUCAGACGAGAAGUGGCGAUUUGAGUUUGCGAAAGAAACCGGUCAGUAAAAGGUUGAAUUCUUCUUUCAUGGGUUCAAGAUUUCCAGCAAAAGCAAUUGUUUCCAAGAAGCAGAAAAAGGUUAAAGGUUUUGUGAUUCUUAAUAAUCUUGGUGGACAAUAUGAGGAUGACACUUUUGAUGAUGUUAAAGGACAAAUGUUUAAUCUUUUCACCCUCACCGCAGUAAGCACUGUUAUGAACGAACUUAACGAGUUGAACCCAACGCAACAUCAAUGGUUCCACAACUUUGUAAGAACAAACAAGCCCUCAAAUGGAAAACGUUUCCUUCACAUCCUUCAAAAGGAGAAACAUGAACUUGCAGAGAGAGUAAUGGAGACACGCCUUCGCCUCUUCGCAAAAUGGAUAAAGCAAGUGGAUCAUGAUGAAAUGUACAAAGAUCUUUCAGAUCAGAACUUAGAGCUGAUGCGCGAACGGCUCUUAGAUUUGGUGAAAUGGCCCGAUGAUACAUCGAAUACGAAUACAGAGGAAGCUGGAUGAAAAUUUAUUUGGUUGAUGAUUUUGAUGGUGAAAUUUGUUUAUACCAACAUACUGUAAUAUGGAUCAAACUGGAAGGAUUUAUGUACCAAUAAUAUUUAGGAGUGCAAAGGUUUCUCCCUAGCAUUUAAUUAAACACCUUGCCUACAAUCUCAAA